GGAUGGUAUGAAGGCGUUCUAUUUCUAUUAAGAAGGGGAGCUAAGCCUUACAUAUCUGAUAAAUGUGGUAGAUCACCUUUACAUGCUUCAACGUAUCACCAGAACAUUAGUAUUUUGAAUGCUUUACUACAGUCCCUUGGAGAAGACGAUAUUAAUAAAGCAGACAAAGAGUUCAUGACCGCACUUCAUUGGGCAGCUUUCCACAAUCGACCUGAACACCUUGAUGAACUGAUCCAGAAAGGAGCAGAUUAUUUUGCUCAAGAUGUAGAUGGAAAAACACCUUUGCAUUGGGCGGCACAGAAUGGUUGUUUAGAAUGCUGUUAUAAACUGGCCUCUUACCCCGAUGGUGCGCUGUUGAUAAAUUCUGAAGAUCUAUCUGGGAAAACACCUAUACAUUUUGCAGCAGCGGCAGGGUAUGCUGAUGUUAUACAAACUUUGAAUAAUUUUCCUGGAUGCAACUUAGAACCUCAAGAUCCCGAUAACAGGUAG
This is a messenger RNA of Lottia gigantea (owl limpet), 489 nucleotides long. RefSeq lists its product as hypothetical. The annotation marks the transcript as partial. The transcript is spliced from 4 exons. The record is from RefSeq and is a predicted model, not a curated record. Gene Ontology annotation, molecular function: protein binding. NCBI's taxonomy places the organism in Eukaryota, Metazoa, Mollusca, Gastropoda, Lottiidae.